AUGCAGAUUCCACCGCUACUAUCCCUCCUACCCCUCGCCGUCUCAUCCCCCUCCUCCGACAACGACACCCAAACAUGGACCAUCACCCGCCUCGACUACCAUUACAUGACAGAAUACCCAGGCUUCGGCCCCCCACACAUGCCCUGGCCCGUCUCCGCCAUCUUCAAUACCACGCUCUCUUUUGACGUCUCGAUACCGGAUGCGACAGCACCGCACGGCAGCUGGAUCGCGACGUGCGAGCUUGGCUGGGAACAUGCAAGUUUGCCAGGGACGUUUGUGGCUUGUCGGGAACAGAAGGGGGAGGCCGAGGACGAGGGGAAAGGUACGGGGAUGGUUAGUGUGUAUUUUGGGGUGGAGAAGUGGAACGGGACAAUCGUGGAAGCCCUGGGAGAGAAGCAGGUCGAUAUGCCGUUCAGUCUGAAGAUGUGGAGAUUUGAUCUCGCCUCCAACGUGAAUAAACCGUGA
Didymosphaeria variabile is the source of this 465-nucleotide messenger RNA. RefSeq lists its product as uncharacterized. The coding region runs from base 1 to 465 and encodes 154 amino acids. The transcript is spliced from 2 exons. NCBI's taxonomy places the organism in Eukaryota, Fungi, Ascomycota, Dothideomycetes, Pleosporales, Didymosphaeriaceae. The record is from RefSeq and is a predicted model, not a curated record.